Molecule: messenger RNA, 5136 nt
Organism: Hermetia illucens (black soldier fly)
Lineage: Eukaryota; Metazoa; Arthropoda; Insecta; Diptera; Stratiomyidae
Gene: Axud1
Exons: 3
Coding region: 687-3773 (1028 amino acids)
Biological process (GO): regulation of transcription by RNA polymerase II
Cellular component (GO): nucleus
Molecular function (GO): sequence-specific DNA binding; DNA-binding transcription factor activity, RNA polymerase II-specific
Source: RefSeq, a predicted model, not a curated record
UCGUCCAAGUCAAGUCGAAAAAGUUAUGAGAGUGGAUUUCGAGUUUGUCCUCCAACUUCUCGUUUUAGUGUUUCAAAAGGAAACGGAAUUUUUCAAUCCUUCAUUUCGAUUAAGGGCUCGGAAACGUCGGUCACGUAAUCCUUCCGAUUUUCAUAGUGCCGGAGCCGCGGAUUGCGCGACGCAAGGUGUUAAUCGGAUUUCGUCGAUCUCUGGCGUGACGUUCGGAAAAUAUUGAAAAUUUGAAGCGAUUGGACGGUGCAAAGUGACGCAAAGUCAGCCGCCGAGUUCGGAAAGCAAACGCGCUGGAAGAGGGGCGGAAGGAAAAUAGAAACGGAAUUUUCCCGGAUCGCCGUCACCGGAACAUCAUCCCGCAAGGACAAGUGGCGCAGAAGGGAGUUGUGUGGAUUUUCCUUGUUUUAGUGAAGUCGGUGCGAAAUUGGCUCUGUCGCUGAGGGGGACGUUGAACGGGGCCCAGGAGGAUUCGCAGGAGCUUGCUUGCGGGGACGAUUCUCGGCAGAACGCCAAGGCGGUCUUGGAGCUUUUGGUGGGGCUUCCGGCAGUGGUUUGCUGAUUGUGCAACAGAUCCUCGGACCGCUGCGCUGGCCGGAGAACUUCUCGGUGAAGAUGUUUACCUACAUGAAAGGUACACGCAACGAACGAUAGCAAAUUGUGAUCUUUCUUAAUUUAUGAUGCUCAGACCAAUCAAGUCAAUUUUGACGUACUUGCAAUUGAAUACGAACUCUUCAUCGUUAUUCAAUUCCACAUCAACCAACAUGAGCGGGGAAAAUAAUGACACCACAGAAGCUCCCUUGCUGACAUCUGAAACCAAUAAUCCAUUAGAUGAACAAAACGAGGGCGACGGCGCAGAUCAAAGCUCAGUGUCAACUUCUCGAAAGGCACCACACGAUCAGAAUGAAAAUGAAGUCAUUGUCGAGGAGCACGAGUCUCAGAGUUCUAGCAACGACGGAUCAGAUGAUGUUCUACUUGUAGAAGAUGAGGCGUCAAAGGCAGUCAUUGACUUAACAGAAAAACCUGCAGAUGGUGAAAAAGACGAUGCCAGUAACGAAGAAAACGCCUGUAUUUUUGAAGUGACCACUGCUUCAGGAAAUUCCAUAGAGUCCCAUGAAAAAAUUGCAAAAAGCGGCAUUACAAAUAAACAAAAUGCAGACGGAGGAACUUAUCUUGAACAUGGGUCGGAAGAAAGUGGUAAAGACCCCACCGUAGGAUCUCUAGAAAAUGUGAGCAUCAUCAGCGAAGAUGAGUCUCCGCAAGAGGAAGCUGAAGUUUUUGUAAUCUCAAAUGAUUCUCAAAGAGUAACUGACGAAACAGAAAGCAUCUUAUGUGAUACUGACGACCAAGACGGAUCAAAGAACGAACUACUCGACUUAAGUUUGGAGUCGAACGAAGUAGUAAUUUUGGAAGAAACCGAUCACAAUGAUUCAAUUACGGACCCACUCCACGAUCCACUUGCCAUAGACGACUACAACGCCGACAUUAGUAAUAACAUCACAGCCUCGUGUACAGGUGCAGGGCAUUCUGACACAUCCGGUGAAGGCGAACUGCUAUUCACUAUUGCGACUGGAUCAGGCAUUUUGUCUGAAUCUGCUCCAAAAUCUGGCAACAGGUUAAGCCAAAGAACGCGGCGUGAUAACUAUGGUGGUACGAGCAUGCACAUGGAUGCAAGUGCAGAGGAACAAGAAGUGCGUAGCGAUGGCUCAGAUUCUGGUUUAGGGUCCGAGACCUCUACACUUCAAUCAGCGAAUACAAGUGCUGUGGUAGACUCUCCAGUUUGUAAACCUCCCCCAGCGAAGAGUAAUCUAAAGCGACGUUUAGAUAGCCUCAGCGAAGUAUCGUCAAACAAGCGACCUAAGAGGUCAAUAAAUUUCAAUGGGGUAAAGGUAUAUUACUUUCCACGGGUUCAAGGAUUCGGCUGUAUUCCAUCACAAGGUGGUUGCACACUAGGAAUGGCUGCCCAUCACGUGCAAAGCCGGGCAUUCACUCUAGCUGAACACACAGCUGAGCAAAGACGUAUGCACAAGCAGCAGAUGCAAGAAGUCAAUCCGCGCAGUUCGUCCAGUGAUGAAACGGAUAGCGACGAAGAAAUAAGUGAAGCGAGUGGAUCGGACUUAGAUGCGGACGCCAGCGGAUUUUUACAACCUGUUCCGGCCCGUCAAAGGCGUGCUAUUCUGAAAGCUGCCGGAAUAAGAAAAAUCGAUCCCACGGAAAAAGAUGAAUGUCGCGCCAUUCGAAGUUCUCGCGAGUUUUGCGGUUGCAGCUGCCGAGGAUAUUGUGAUCCAGACACUUGUUCGUGCAGCCAGGCCGGAAUUAAAUGUCAGGUCGAUCGACCAAAUUUCCCGUGUGGCUGCACUAGAGAUGGCUGUGCAAAUGUUGUGGGGCGCGUGGAAUUCAAUCCAAGCAGGGUGCGAACGCAUUACAUCCAUACAAUUAUGCGUUUGGACUUGGAGAAUAAGCAGAAGCGCGCCAUAGAUAUAGAGACUUCAGCAACUAGUUCUACAAUUCUUAGCUAUGGCAGUAACUCAGUUACUUCGACCAUUAAUUGCAGCACCGUAUCUAGCUUAGGCAACUUAUGUAGUUAUAAUAACUUGGUGAAUUCAAAUCAUAUGCGGUCGCAACAGCAAAUGUACAGCGUAGGAGUUAGUGAGUCUGGUCAAGUUUUGCAACAUAAUCAGAAUAGUUAUGUGACUGGCGGGAAUAGCAUAUACACGAAUCGGGUGAGCAACUCAGCGCUGCCAUCUACAUCGAAUCUAAUGAACGUAGACGGGCCUUCGCUUAUAAGGCCGAGACUUCAGGAGAACGGGGACGAGCCGUCUAAUAGCAACCUAGCCAUUAAUGAUAGUUUAGCAAUGAGCCUACAGAAUUCUACGAAUCACAGCCACGAUAUCGACCUGCAUUACGCAUUCCGUGAUGAUACCAGCACAACUGCCGACCUUUCUUCGCAGGCAAAUCCAAAUAAUAUUCUGGCACUGGGAGAUUAUGCUCCAGGCAAUUCGUUGUAUCAUGAGGUGUACAAUGGGCAUUCGUUUCUCAACCAGAAUUAUUCAAACCCAACUUUCUGUCAAUCACAAAAUAUUAAUUAUCAACAAAGUUUUAUAAACUAUACCCCAACCGUGAAUAGUUCGGUGCAGAUUGGUGAUCUGACUAGCGAACCACCAGUCAAUCCCAGCGACGGAGGGACAAAUUGCUCCGAUCCGAGUUACAUCAACUUGAAUUCGCCAGUGGGAAGUCAAUCGCGUGUCGAUGCGAUCAAUGAUCUGCUUCAUAGUAGUCGAAAUCUAGGAGCGACUUCCACUACGACAGCGUCAACCGUUGAUUCGACUGCAACUGUGUCGUACAUGAUGGCGCCAUCUGCACAAACGUCCACCUCAAUAACGGAAGGAACUCAGACAACUAUAACUCAACCACAAGUGACGAAACCAACCACUACUGUCAAGCCAGUCAAUUCGAAAGCGGAGGAAGUGGUCGACCUGACUGAUCGGGUGAGUCCCCCCCAUGAAGAGAAGGGAGAAGAUGAUGAGAGUAGCUCAAGUGAUGUUAUUGAGGUCGUAGAUGCUGACAAAGCAAAAAUCAAUGUCAGUUCCGUUGAUGAUUCAGUGAAACUCACGGAACCGAACAAUCCCCCGCUUCCCGUUGAAAGCGUAUUGAUUUCGGAAACAGAUGACGAUGUGACAGUUGUAUCGCCGGCUGUUUCGGUUGUCACAACCUCGUCAACUAGCGUUGAUGAAAAUCAUUUAGUUGAGACUGCGAUAGCAUAACGUACGCAAAGUUUUACUAGUGUUGAUUUCGAAAACAAACUCAUUCGCUUUAUAUAAUGUUUCUGUGAUCCAUACGUUUAGUGAAUUUUUUCACGCUUCUGAAAUACAAUUAAUUGCGCAGAGUCGACUGGUGCGGAACAGGAAAUUGAUGAAAGUGAAGCACUAUUUACGUUGAAAGCUUUUAGAGCCACUUAACAUCGUUGUUAUGAUUCCCUGAUUCGCAGAAAAGGGCUAUGCAGAGUUAGAUAGCAUUUCCCAAGUUCCAGAACCGUACUAUCUUCCUAAUGCGUUAAAACACCAACCAAUUCGGAGUACUUUUCAAUAUUUUCGCUUUUUUUUUUUAAUCCUGUAAAACUGUGACCGUUUUUUCUUCAAAUACAAGGCAGGCAGGCGUACAGCUUCUUAUUUUCAUAUAUUAUUUAACAGAUCAGUAAACACAAUUAAAUCACAGACAAUUUUGAAUAGACGUAUCAGAACGGGGAAAACUUCGUAGCUUUUACAAUAAUUAUAAAACAAAUCAUUGACGUUUAACAAUGAUGGGCGUUAAAACAAAUAGCUUAGUUAUUUAAUUUUCAUAUGAUGAUCUGUUAUCAUUCUUUCUUAAUGAUUUCGUGUCGAAAUCGCAUAUUUCAUAUUAGCUACAAUUUUCGGGGGUUCUUCGUAAAUGUUUGGACGUUUCAGAAUACAUCUUAGCCUGGAGAAGUUGAUAUAAUGAUACUUAUUCUAACUUCAGUUCCUUCCAAUGUUCGUGUGAAUAUUGGAAGGUUGAAGAUCAGAUUGCAUAACAUGAAAGUUCUUUUCCUGCAUCCCAAACAGCGAGGGGCGAGAAUCCACUGAAAUUAGUACUGAGUAUAUCCAAUCACAGGUAGACGUAUUGUUGUUAUGAUUUGACAUUCACGUUUUAGUUCUUCCUGAAGUGACCUUUUUUAUUAAAUUAUUACUUUAUUCUCAAAUUAUUUUUAUGAUAUGCAAGAAUUCAUUAGGAAAUCAAUACCAACGCGAGGAUACAACUUAUAAAUCAUAUUUCAAACAGAAAAACGAAAUUCUCUAUACAUAAUAUCGAACAAUGUGUGCACGAACAUAUACUUGGUGAUUUAUUAGAUUGUGUCUGUAGAUCAUGGUAAUGUUCUCCACUAUAAGCAUAAUAUUUGUUAAAUUUUAUUCCUAGAUAUUAAUGUAUAAGUAAACAUAAAAUAUGAGUAAGGAAAGUAUAUAUACAAAAAGUAUGAUAACAAAAGAAAAUUGUACCAAUUCGAUUACAUAUUGUAAAAGAUUAAGACAAAGCAGAAACACAAAACCCAUUCGCAAGACCAAAAUUUAACUAAAACCAGAAAAAAUACAAUUUCAAUAUAUGAAAAAAUUA